Messenger RNA from Leguminivora glycinivorella, 2263 nucleotides. RefSeq names its product putative inorganic phosphate cotransporter. Gene Ontology annotation, molecular function: transmembrane transporter activity. Gene Ontology annotation, cellular component: plasma membrane. Lineage: Eukaryota; Metazoa; Arthropoda; Insecta; Lepidoptera; Tortricidae. The coding region runs from base 42 to 1631 and encodes 529 amino acids. Gene Ontology annotation, biological process: monoatomic anion transport; transmembrane transport. The transcript is spliced from 10 exons. The record is from RefSeq and is a predicted model, not a curated record.
ACAAAGUACAAACGUGUACAUGUAACUUUUGAGAGUGUAAAAUGUCAGAUUUUGAAAAUGGAAAAAUAUUCCAAAAAUAUAUACAUAGCGAAACAGACGAUGAAAGGAAAAACAGUGAUGUUGUGGAGAAAACUGAAACUCAGAUGACAUUAUGCGACACAACGAAACAAAUAGGAUAUGGCCGUCGACAUGAACAAGCUGCCCUUCUGUUUGUCUGUUUGAUGGUAGCGUACAGCAUGCGGACUUGUAUGGGAGUGGCUUUAGUAGCUAUGGUGCAAGGUCAUGCAGAAAAAUCGGAUUUCACUAAUACUUCAACUAGUGAAGAAUAUAAUCAAACGGAGUUCGGGAGUGUUGAACUUCUAAAUGGAAUAUUCUUUACGGAACCAUUCCCGACGUUUUCAUGGAACAAAAAAACUCAGGACUACAUGUUAGCUGCAUUUUCCUGGGGAUACAUGAUUUUACAGAUACCAGCAGGCCAAAUAGCUCACCGGUAUGGUACCAGGUAUCUUCUUACGGGCGCACUGGUAAUAAAUGGGGUGGUAUCUUUUUGUACACCUUGGGCUGCAUACUAUGGAAGUUGGAUAUUUGUCGUGAUAUUCCGAAUGAUUCAAGGCCUGAGUCAGUCUUGUUUCAUACCAGGCAUGCACACGGCGUUUGGGAAAUGGGCCCCUUUGGAGGAACGAGGCAGAUUGUCAGCGUUUGCAUACGGAGGACAAGCAUUAGGAACCGUUUUAGGACUACCAAUAACAGGCUUCAUAGCGGCUUCUCCACUUGGUUGGCCCGGGAUUUUCCGUUUUUAUGGAAUUAUUUCAUUAUCCGUGGGGGCUGUUCUAUGGUUCUUUGGAGCUGAUUCGCCAGCUAAGCAUCCGCGAAUAUCUGUUGCUGAGAGGCAGUAUAUUGAAGAAGCUUUAGGGCAGGCUGGGACAAAAGGAAAGCACCUGAAAGUUCCAUGGGCGAAAUUACUACGAUGCAAAGCGCUAUAUGCUAUAGUAGUAGCACAUAUAGGACAGACUUGGGGUCAGCUGACGUUGUACACAGAGGUCCCUGCUUUUAUGGACAAAGUCAUGAAGGUCAAUAUAAAAGCUAAUGGCCUUCUCACGGCAUUGCCUUUCUUGGUGAUGUGGUUUACCAAUUUCUUCUUCAGUUGGUUCACCGACAUGCUCAUUGUAAAAAAGUGGUUAAGUGUAACCAAUACUCGAAAAUUGGCACAGACAUUAGGUUGUAUACCAGCGGCAGUGGGGCUUAUCGCGUUGGCAUACGUUAAGAAAGACAUUGUCGUAGUCGAAACUAUUUUAAUUCUGACGUGCGCUUUUAAGAUUUCCGCUAAUUUGGGCUGGAGCGUAAACCAUAUCGACUUGGCUCCAAACUUUGCUGGCACCAUGAUGAGUAUUAGCAAUGCUGUAUCAAACCUUUUUGGGUCCCUGGCACCUGUAGUUGCAGGGUUUUUACUCGCUGAAGAUGUUACGAGUGAAUUCCUUUGGAGGAAGGUAUUUUUGGUAGCGGCAGGAUUUUAUAUAAUUACUGAUAUAGUGUAUGUCGCUAUUGGAUCAGCAGAGUUGCAGGAGUGGAAUACCCCGAAAGAAAAUACGAAAGCGAAUAUUGAAAGCGAUGAGGAAAAACCAAUGAUUUAGAAUCAGAAUCAGUAGCUGACUGUAUUUAAUGUCCUUGAAGCACGACCACAGAAGAAAAACUUAAAAGACGGAAAGUAUACUUUGUACAAAAUCAAAGGCUAACAGCGGACAAGAUAAAAUCGAGCUGUCCCUAUCAAAAUUGCAUGGCAAUAUCCCAUUCGACUAUUGGGGUUGUCAAAAAUCAAUCUUAUGUGUAGUUAGCAGACGUAAAAAGACGCCGAGGAGUAACAACUCUAAUUAUUGCUACGUAGCAAUGCCAGCCAUAUGGAGCCGGAAUGGCCCGAAAAGUAGUGUUUAACCAAUGUGAUAAAGGCAGGAAGAAGCUGCCCUUAUCUAUCUCAGGUUCUGUUGGUUUGGCAGAACACACAUACCAUUCUUUUCUUUUUACCACAAUCCAUCAUUUAUCGAUUUUUGAACCUACCAAUCGCUCUCAGUCCAUCAACAUUCGUCUCUUACAUUUGUUUUGCCUAAGUUCAUUCAUCUUUCUUCAAUUCAGUACCACGCUCCACAUAUCCUUCGGUUUUCUCUUCAUCAUCUUUGUUAUUACAUUCAUCAUAAUAAACAGUAUAGCAACUUGUGAAAAUAAUUGCCCUAUGGUGCUCUAUUAUAAUGAAAUAAAGGUAGAAUAAUUA